AUGGACCAUAUCAGGCCCCAAUACCCUCGAUCUCAUACCAAUCCAGAAGGUGGUCUACCCAGGUCUCCUUAUUCUAAUAAUUCGGAAAAAAAGGAAGGCAAUAACAUGAGCUAUCCUUUAUUCACUUCACCUCACACUGGGGGUCCUUCAAGUCCCUUCAAUGCGGGUGAACUUCCCCCUCCUCAAAAAAAAAGUCGGACUAUUGGUCAAGAUCAAGGUACUCUGAGUCUGAAAUUCUUUUUACCAACUCAAAGGCUGAACAUUGAACCUAACGUUAGCUAUACUAGAAGCUAUAGCUCGAAUUCAAUACCUUCUUUACUUGCUGGCCCAACUACUAGUGCAGGCGCUAGUGCUAGCACUAAUAUAGGAACAGAAAAUUCUGCAACUGAGUGCAAUAAUUCCUCCACUUCUUCAAAAUCCAAUCAUAAUUCAUUUUCAAUUAAUUCAAGGCCUCAUCAACAAAGACAUAAUCUGGUGCAUGAAAUUCAAAAUUCAGGUCCAAAUACAAAAGUGUCUUCCUUGUCUAAUAUUACGCAAUCCAAUGGAUCUAACUCUCAGUAUAGAACUGUUCCUAUCAGUCACCUAACUUCCCAUUCUCGUCUGAGUAUAGGAAGUGAAAGUGAUGAAGAUGAAAGGUUUUUAAGAUUGGCAAAGGAAGCACUAGUUGCCACAGCGGGUGCAAAAGGUGUUGCAAACAAUUUGAUGGUAGAUCCUACGAUCCAAGAUUUAUUGAGGAGACUUCAAUAUGCAUCGUCACCACAUGGAAAUCCUAUCAAGAGGUCGAAAAAGAUUCAUGCGAAUGAAAAUGGUCAGCUUCAAAUCCAAGGGUUCUAUAAACAGUUUCCAAAUUUGAGUAACAAUAUAUUCAUGGAAUCAGAAGGAAGUCACAUUAUGAAUAGCGGAGCUAACCUAUCCGCUACAGCUGGGAAUUCUUCGACUAUUACAAAUGGGGAGGACUCCUCUAAACUGUUGCACCAUCCUAGUAACUCUAGAAGUGAAGGAUGGAAUUUCUUAGUUGGAGAACCUAUGGUUUAUAAAACCCAAAAUACAAGAACAGCAGAAGACGUAGAAGAUGAAGAAGAUGAAGAUCUUAGAGAUGAAAAGGACUCUUCUGAAGAAGGAGGUGAAGAAUCUCGUAAGUUUUCUUGUGAAAAAUGUUUAAUGUCAUUUAGACGUUCCUCAGAUUUAAAAAGACACGAAAAGCAACAUUUAUCUAUCCCACCAAAUAUUUGUGAGCUUUGUGGCAAGGGUUUUGCUAGAAAAGAUGCCUUGAAAAGACAUAUGGGUACGCUUACUUGUAAAAGAAAUGCAGAUAAACGAUUAUACAUCGAAAACCUCAGUUAUGUGAAUAAAAGGAAAAAAGAUGUACCAGGUAAUGGUCAAUCCUUCCGGUCAAACAAUAAUGAAAAUGAUUGGGAUAUUUAA
Molecule: messenger RNA, 1425 nt
Organism: [Candida] anglica
Lineage: Eukaryota; Fungi; Ascomycota; Pichiomycetes; Serinales; Debaryomycetaceae
Source: the annotation of a GenBank genome assembly